This is a messenger RNA of Lates calcarifer (barramundi perch), 1725 nucleotides long. Its product is annotated as SUN domain-containing protein 3. Gene Ontology annotation, cellular component: meiotic nuclear membrane microtubule tethering complex; nuclear envelope. The record is from RefSeq and is a predicted model, not a curated record. Bases 583 to 1548 code for a protein of 321 amino acids. Gene Ontology annotation, molecular function: protein-membrane adaptor activity. Gene Ontology annotation, biological process: nuclear envelope organization. The transcript has 9 exons. NCBI's taxonomy places the organism in Eukaryota, Metazoa, Chordata, Actinopteri, Centropomidae.
GUCCAAUGGCCCACAGUUACAGCUCAUAGUUUAAAUUCACCCAUAAAACAUUCAUAUCUGUUUGCAAUUGAGCUCGCGCAGAGUCUCUAGAUAUACUUUAUUCAUGUAGCUGGCAGCAGCAGUAUGCCAGUGCUGAAAUAUGAAUGAGACAUUUGGAAAGACCUUCCUCUGAAUCAGCAUUUCCCCUGCGAGUGUGGUCCUCUAGUCACCAUAAGACAGGACAAGGACAGAAAUGAAGCGGUAAAGCUUCUCUGAAUGUGUGUCUCACACACACCUCCACACAUACAAGUAUUACACCAAGCAUCCCUCAGUUCAUCAAGGUCUCCGUGGUGGCUCAGAGGGCACUAUGUUGAAUUUGGAUGUGGUACAUCUUUGUUGUGUGGAGAUGUGUGGAUGCUGACAGGGCCUUCCCCGGUGGGCCAGCGCAGAUUGAUGGAUAUGCUAGAGGCACUCUCCCCUCAAAGGUGUUUGCGUGAAACGCUUUGACUGAGCGACAAGAGAAUAACCGUGUACCUCCCAAGGCAUGGCAUCCAACUCUAAUCACCCAGCAGAUAACCGGAGGCCACUUCAGCCUGCAGAGUUAUGCUGACAGCCAUGUCACGAAGAAGCCAUCGACUCGAGAAUUCAGGAUAUUAUGAUGAAAAUAUGGAGCCUAUAAUAUCCUAUAAAGAGACUCUGCAUAGGAUUUUCAAGAGGCGGAGAAAUCGUCGUCAGCCCAAGAGAAGAGAGGCCAUCAUCAACAAGAGCGACAACAACAGAGGCUUCACUACAUACAACCUGAUUUUGUCCCUUCUUUAUUGUGGACUAGUCUACAUGAUUCUGAACCACAACUUUGUUGAUCAUGGACUGACAGAAUCACCGGUCUCACCAACCAUCACAAUUGAGGAUCCAACUGCGAUUUAUACAAAUAUAGAGAAGCGUCUGAGACACCUGCAGGAUGAGGUGCUGAGGUUCAAGGAAGAGAUGAACUCCCUCCUUCCAGUUGCAGACGUUAUGCCCAACUUUGCCCUGGAGUCACUGGGGUCAAGAGUUGUAUUUUCCAGAUCAUCAGAAGCGUACCAGACACAAGAGGCACACCUGACGUUUUUGGGAAUACCUCUGAGGAAACCACCUGUCAGCCCGAGGGUUGUUAUUCAGGGACACUCACCUCUGCUCCCGGGUCGUUGUUGGGCCUUUGCAGGUGGACAGGGGCAUUUGUUCAUCACCCUUUCUGACCCAGUCACCAUCAGCCAUGUGACACUGGGUCACAUUUCAAAGGACAUAUCUCCAACUGGCGCCAUAACCAGUGCCCCCAAGGAGUUUUCUGUCUAUGGAAUGAAGAAUGUAAAUGACGAGGAAACUCACCUGGGAACUUUUUUCUAUGAUCAGGAUGGGGAUCCAGUACAGACUUUCAAGAUACCUAAUCAUAAAAAUGGGUUCAACUUUGUGAAGCUGCAAGUGAACAACAACUGGGGCCAUCCUGAUUACACAUGUCUGUACAACUUCAGGGUCCAUGGGAAAUUAGCAAACAGAGGAGAAAGAUCACCACAGGGUUGUGGUGAGUAUUGAGGUGAAGCAAAGUAUUGUAAAUAAUAAUCAUUAAAUUAUAGAUGUUUUUUUUUAUUUUCUUUAAUUUAUGUCGUGGAAUUUGGAGCCAUGAAAGUACCAGCAAAUUUUUGCUUAUUUUUAUUUAUUUAUUUUUUUAGUGGGUUUGUGAAAGGGAAGUCAGUGAGGUAGUUGGGGGUG